UCUAUGGUGCCGGCGGUACCGGCCAUGGGAGCCGAGCGGGAGGCGCGGGCCUGCGCUGCUUUCUACGGGGCGCUGGGCAUCGCCCAGCCGGUGCUCUCCUGCCUGCGCUGCCUGCGGCAAUUCGCGGGAAGUACUGCCAAGAGAUGCAAAGACAAGCACCUGGAGGAGGCUCUCCUGCUGUCGCGGGCGCUGAGCGAGGGUCUGCGGGUGCUGGGCGAGGCAGAGGCACAGCCCCUGCUUCGCUGUGUCCUGGCUUUCCAGCUGGAGGCAACCGGCAGCUCCAGCUCCUUUCAGAAACUGGAACAGAUCGUGACCCAGCUGGCGGUGGGGAAGGAAGCGCUGCUGGCCCGGGAGGUGGGCGCGCUGCUGGCCGGCCUGGCGCUGCAGGGAGAGGUGCUGUCUCCUGGGGACCUUCAGUCAGUUUGCAUGUUCAUGGAGGAGAGCAGCCUGGGCCGGCAGCACUGGCAGCAGAACCUGGCCCCGCUGCUGCAGCGCCUGGCCACCACCUUGUCCUGGGUGCUGCAGAGCCAGCCCGCACCCGGCGGCACGUGGGGCUACCUGGCUGUCAAGGCCUGCCUCCAGCUCUUCCAGGCGCUGCCGAAGGAUGUGGCCCCCUUGGUGUGGAGCACAGCGGGGAGGAGUGAAGCCUUGCAGAGCCUCUUAGGGCUGCUGCUGGAGGUGGCUUGGGGGAGGGCCCCGAACAAGGACACGAGGCUGCUGGCGGGCACGGCCCUGAGCAUGCUGGUGAACACGGCCCCACAGCCUGAGCGCGGGGCCAGCGCCAUGCUGGCUCUCUUCCAGCUCCCCAACCGAGGUGUGGGGGAGCUGAAGUUUGGGGAGCUGGUGGUGGAGGACCCCCCCGUCCUAGAGCCAGAUGGGCUGGAGAAGCUGGUACUCACCAGAGGCUUGCUGACAUGCUGCAGGACAGACAUCCUCAGCUGCCACCUGGAGAGCUUCACCCACAAGGCCUGCCUGCUGCUGGACGUGGUCUUUCCCACUGUGCGUGCCCUGACCAAGGAGCAGAAGGACUGCCACUACUACUGCUUCCAAGCUUGUGCCCUGUGGCUGCAGCGCCUGCGGGAGAGCCUGCCUGCUGUCUGGCUGCCUGACCGGGACCCGCAUCCUGGCCCGGGACACCGAGCUGCUCCGGCAGCUCACCCAGCUGGUGUGGGAUAACGCCGAGACCCCGGUGGAAGGGGUGUCCGAGUUCAUCCACAGCUCCUUCCGACUGCUCCUGGAGAUCUACCACCUUGAGUGCCAGCACUUCCAG
Tyto alba (common barn owl) is the source of this 1270-nucleotide messenger RNA. RefSeq lists its product as uncharacterized. The transcript has 11 exons. The record is from RefSeq and is a predicted model, not a curated record. NCBI's taxonomy places the organism in Eukaryota, Metazoa, Chordata, Aves, Strigiformes, Tytonidae. Gene Ontology annotation, biological process: tRNA methylation. Gene Ontology annotation, cellular component: cytosol. Bases 4 to 1176 code for a protein of 390 amino acids.